Diabrotica virgifera virgifera (western corn rootworm) is the source of this 10409-nucleotide messenger RNA. RefSeq names its product regulator of G-protein signaling 17. The coding region runs from base 371 to 1189 and encodes 272 amino acids. The transcript is spliced from 7 exons. NCBI's taxonomy places the organism in Eukaryota, Metazoa, Arthropoda, Insecta, Coleoptera, Chrysomelidae. The record is from RefSeq and is a predicted model, not a curated record.
GGCUCGAACACGGCACGGCCGAGCCCAUAAGUAUUUUCGGUUAAACGGGUCGUGGUUAGUUUUUCUGGAAUUUUAUAGGAUCGCCGUGGUGUCCGGCCAACCAUCACCCAUCAUGGUCACGGGUGUACCGCCCUCUCAGAGACCGCAAUCUCAGAAAGUGGGGCAUUGUGUAUAUUUACAGCUCUUGUGAGUGAGUCAACAAUCCUUACAGGACAGGCCUCUUCGACGGUGCAUCUAUUAUGUGUCGCGAACGUUAAAAUUAUUAAGGGCAGCACCAGGUGGUCCUACGGCCACCCUGUGCAAUGGUCCGACUACCAUCAAGUGCAGCAGGCACGUGUGCCAUCACCUACCUCCAUGGCCAUUGAUAAAGAUGUCUUGUGGCUUAACUGAGCGUCGCCAGAACAACAGAGCCGCAGGUCCCCAAGGGGGAGGUGGUCCUGGAGGGCCUGCAGGAUCAGCAUGUAGACUGAGAGGUACAGGCACGAAUAAUGCAGCUGCUACGAAUGCAAGAGGAAGCACGCCGAUAACAACAGCCCCCCAAAAUGGCCCACAACCAAGCGCUCAGGGCCCCCCGCUUAGAGCUAAGCCUUGCUGCCUCUUAUGGUGUUGUUGCUGCAAGUGUCCUUGCUCUAACCCUGGAGGUAAGGCAAGUGAGGAGAAUGGACCCAAUAUAAAUUCCAAUAAUUCCGAUCUGAUGGUGAACUGCGAAUUAGAACCACCUCCUACUUUGGAAGAAGUUCGAAAUUGGGGCAGAUCUUUCGAUAAACUGAUGAAAAGUGCAGCUGGUCGUCAAGUAUUCAGAGAUUUUCUACGUGUCGAAUACUCAGAAGAAAAUAUAUUAUUUUGGUUAGCCUGCGAAGAACUAAAACGUGAAACCAACUUGGAGGUUGUCGAAGAGAAAGCUAGAAUUAUAUACGAAGAUUUUAUUUCGAUUCUUUCUCCCAGGGAAGUAUCAUUGGACGCUAGAGUACGUGAAAUUGUGAAUCGCAAUAUGGUCGAGCCGACCCCACAGAUGUUUGAAGAGGCACAACUGCAGAUUUACACUUUGAUGCACAGGGACAGCUAUCCACGAUUCAUCAAUUCACCGUUAUACCGUUCAUUGUCUCAGCAACAGAGUGGUUCUUCUGAUCCUGAACCUGAUGAGACAACGGCUAUGGUCAAUAUGGUCUCUGAGGACCAGGAGGCUUAAAGCCGUCCCAAGUUCAACCAAGGCGGCCUAACGAGAGACUCGACAGUCGACAAUAAGCUCGGCGGGCAACAGUCGACUACACCAAACCAACGCCGUCUUCGAGGAGAGAUAGCCAGGGCCUACGGUCGUUGUCGUUUCCCGCCGAUUCUUCACACCAUUCCUCGCCUCGCACAGUGCACAUGUGACCGCUUAAGGCCACAGCGCCUGCGCCGCACAAACCCCAAAACACACAGGACGCUGUGACGAUGUGUUCGUAAAAUCAGUUUCCGGCACAUGUUCACUUUGUAGGUACAACAGCAAUCAUAUAUCUCUGGACUGGACUUUAGUCGCUCACUUUUUAAGAUUAGUGUUGUGUAAUAAUAACGAAUAUGGUUCAUCUUUCUCAAAACUGGGUAAAAAAGUUGGAUGCUGUCUAUUAAAACGAGACUCAGUCGAACUAACUAAAUUUUAAGUAUAUUUUUGUUCUCUUUGAUUACAUCCAACUCCAAUGUUUAACUAAUUCAUGUCAUGCAGCCAUAUACCAACAAAGGCUUCAUUUUUUAUAUAUCCGACGUAUAUACUAUUACACAAUCAAACUAAAAGACUGUAUCUUAAAAUCCAUAAACAGUAGAAAAUAAUAAUCUCUAAAAAUAAAAAGAUCGUUUGAAUUAUCUCUCGAUUAUGCCCUUUAGUUUAAUUGCAUAAAACCAAUAUAGUCUGGGGGCCUUAGCUAGGUUACCGUGCCAUUUUCACACAAGGGCCACCCAAAGCUUUUUGUAUUUAUUUUUUUGACUGCUGAUUACGAAUUUCGAUGGUGGAUUUCGAUCAGAGUGGCCAAAAAACUGUUAUAAAAAAGUUAAUUGUUUUUAAGGCUCUGGCUAAUAAACUAAAAGAGAUAAAAAAUUGUUUUCAAAUAAAAUUUGUUACUUGGAAUAAAAACAAAGAAAAUGGCGUUUACUAAAUUUUAAUACAAUAAUUAGGACUCGAGACAUUGAAAAAUUAGCGCAAAAUGGUUACAAAAUACGUAUUUUUCGAAACUUUCUUAAUAGUAACUCGGCUUCUACUUGCUCAAAAUGUUCUUUUUGAGUUCUUCUAUCAUUACUGUUAAUUCAAGUAUAAAUGAUUAUUACUCAAAGCUUAAAACCCUUAUACAAAUUAAUUUUUUUAAAGAAAAUUACAACUUCACAAACGAGUAUAACUUUAAUACAAAUAAGAAUAAAGUAAUUUAACAAAUUUUGUUUGAAAGUCUAUAAAUUAAGCUUUCAAACAAGACUUUGUAAAACUCAUUUGCACGCCUACAAGCCGAGUUACAAUCAAAAAAUACUUAUUUUGCACUAAUUUUACAUUAUACUGAGUUUUAAUUAUAUUGGAUUAAAGUUAAGUAAACGCCAUUUUCUAUGUUUUUUUUUCAAGAAACUAAUUUCAUUUAAAAAAUUUUUGAAGUUAUACUUCUUUAGGCGCGAUUGAGAGUAAAAUUUCAUAAUACAGUAGAACGUCGAUAAUCCGAACUAAUUGGUACAGAGGUAGUUCGGAUUAUCAAAUCGUUCGGAUUAUCGAACAUAUGUUCAAAAUAGAUACAAAGCUCAUAAACAUAGUACAUAUGUACCUACAUACGUUUUAGUUACAAGGAAUAAAACACCUGCAUAAUAAACAAAUAUAUUGUAUGUAUUUCUGCAUAAACAAAACAAAAAUCCGCGGUCAUCUUUUGCCCAUAUUGUCAUAUUAAAUCCAAAAAUUCGGUCCGCGAUUAUAUUUUUUAAUUUUAUAAUUUUUUUUUUGCGUUCGGAUUAGCGAACGUUCGGAUUACCAGGGUUCGGAUUAUCGACGCUCUACUGUACUUUACUAAUAAUACUGUCGUACUAAUACGACAGUAUGGCGUUUAGUUGCUAAAUAUUUCUAGUUAUGUAUAAAUAUAUCAGUGCAAUAAAAGGUGUGAAAAGAAUAUAUUACGGUUUUUAGUAAAUAUAUUUAUUAUAAUUUUUGUGUCUUUGGAUUUGUCUUCCUCAGGAGUAAGAUGAGUAUUAUUAAAACAUUUUAUUGUAUAUUUAUAUUUAUUCACCUUGUCUGUUUGUUACCGUGAAUUGUCAUUAGGUACGUCCGAACCGAUACAGACACAGUCCUCAUAGCCUAUUUGGUAUAGCAUUCGGCCAGAGAUCGAGAGGUCUUGAGUUCGAAUCCAGUGCAAUCCUAUACUUUUUUUUUAUUUUUUUUGAAAGCGGUAAGCACAAAAUUAGUUUGGUGUUAUAAAAAAAAAUUAAAACAAACUGUUUAAAGUAUAUUUAUUUUUAAGAAAUCAUAUAAUAGAAGUAUAACUUCUUACGUGCGUACAAAGUACGUACACACACAUUCUUUUUUUAUCUCUUUUAGUGUACGAGCUAGAGAAUUAUAAACAAUUAAAUUGUUUAUAACAAUUUGUUGACACUCGAAUCGCAAUCCACUCCCGAAAUUCGUAAUCAGCAGCCAAAAAAAUACAUAAAAAAAAACCUUGGGCGGAUCCCUCAGAAUUGAGAAGGCCACGGUGAGUUAGCUAUGCCCCCUAGACUAAUAAAUAUAAUAAACUCAUACAAACAUUAUUCCUGAGCAAUCAUAUUUUUCAAUUUGAUAAUAAUUUAUACAUUUAAAAGUUUACUUUCUAAUCUUAGGUAAUAAAAUAUUAAAAGUAUAAACAAAAGUAGACUAGCAAUAAGCUGACCAACUAACUAAUAACAAAAAAACAAAACAAUAGAAAAAUAUAAAGUAAGAGUUGAUUGAAUUUUUUCAACAAUAGAAAAUAAAAAUAUAUCGCUUUGGUGGUUGCGUAUACAUUCCCAUUUUAUUUUUACUGUGAUAGAAGAAAUUUACAGGCAUCAAUCAAUGAGAAUCCUCUUUAUGUUGGAGAUGAUUGGGCCCUAUUUAACUAAAAAAAAAUGUUAGGAAACUAUAUUUAAAGAAACAGAAAAUCACUUAACAAAAAUAAAAUUAUUGCUUCUUUUAAUUUUCUGAAAACAACUAGAAGUAUAAUUUAUUAAACUGUAAUCCUGAAGACUUUUACUAAAUCCUCUUUGAGUGGCGGAUCCAAGGGGGUGUGAAUCCCCCCCCCCCAGACCAAAACCGAGAGCUGUUAAACAAACCUUAUCCUAGGGGUGGUAAGACGAAGUGACCUUGCAUCAGAGAAAAGUAAUUAAAUCACCCUCAAGAUCCGUGACCCCCCCCAAAUUUCUGGUUCCUCCAUUGUACCUCUUUAGGUGCUGUUAUCAGUUUUGUCAAUAAUUUUAUUUCUUUUUGUCUCUAUGUAGAUGUUUUUUUUGCCGUUUGGUCCAUGAUAUAUGUUUAAAACCAUUUGGACCAUAUUUUUAAUAAUGUUGCUUCAUAACUCGUAUAUUUUUUAAGUUUAAUUUAUUUUUGGUUUAGUUGUUUUGAAAAAAUAUGUUCCUAACGUUUUCAUCUAUACUUUAUUCUGUACUUCUAUUAUUCUUCUUUGUUGGUACAGGAUUGCUCAAAAAGUACGUGACAUAACGAGAAAACACAACCUGUUUUUCGAUCUUUAUUUUUCGAUAUAAUGUCAGAAAACACAUAUUCCAAGAAUAUUCCAUAUUAACAAUGUCUUCAUUGUAGGUUCUCUUUUGAAUUCAACGAAGUUUCCUUAGCUAUGAGCUAUUUUUCAAAUUUGGAAACGGGUGAAAAUCGCAGAGUGCUAAAUCGGGGUAAAACGUUGGAUUAGCCACUAAUUCAAAAUCCAACUGAUGAAUUUUGACCAUUGUCAUUGUAGACUUGUACGAAUCAGCGACAUCUUGAACGUAAAGUAAUUUUUCGUUACUAAACUCGACUGUUUCCUUGAUUUUUAAACAAAUUGACAUAAUGAUUUUCUUUUUGUUCAAAGAGUCACGUUUUUUCCAGUUUUUAUUACUCGGAAGAUAUACAUUUUUAAUAAAAUGGAUAAAAACGAACAUUGAGCUGAAAAGCUUUGUAGAUUUAUAUAGCAUCUACCUACAUCUUUUUUUAACUGAUCAUUUGAUCUAUACAAUACAUUCCGAAGAGUAUCAUUGUACUCUACUAUAGUACUUUUUAAUUCAUAUCAUUUUUCUGUUAUUUACUUUAUAAGUCGUCCAUACAAUAUGCAUUUUUUCAUUUUUACUCCAAUUAUACUUCACGCAGUUUAUAUUUGAUCUAACAUUUUUAUAAAUAAACAAAGCAUAUAUAGUUAAAUAUGUCCAAAUUGCUUAAUUUUAUCAGUAUUAAUGUUACUAGUAUUAUAUCGAAUAUAAGAUAAUCUUAAACCGUUGUUAAUGAUUAUGUUUAAAAAUUGUCGAGACUGUUCAUGAUUGAUAUUUCAAAUCAGCAAGCGCUGGAUGCUCUAUUAUACAGUUUGUCAAAUAUACGGUGAUUAUACUUGGCCGUAUUGAUAUUAGGCUCAACUUACGAUGCGCAGUCAAGACCAACACAAUUCAUCGAAUGCAUUCCCACUUAUUUUUCUACGCAAGUGGAUAAAAUCGCCAAGUGUCACCAUGUAUUUGAAAAGCUGUAUGGUAAGAUUCGACCAGAAUAUGAAUAACUUUAGAAUGCGCAGGUUUAUUGCUUGAAUAAUAUAGCUACAGAAGUAAGAUUAGUAGGGAUAAUAUUUUAAAGUAACAAAUUAGUGAUGCCACAAGUAAAUCAAACGUCAGACAAAGUAUGUAAUCUUAAGGCAAGUCGCACACCAAAGAAACAUGAAACGAAAAACACGAAACAUGAAACGUAAAACACGUUUCAUGAAAAUAAAACACAGGUAAACAAAUCUUGAGGUCCGCCUACCAAUGAAACGAGUGUGAUUCAUGCUUUUUGGGAGAGUUUCGUAAAUGGCCGGACGUCUAUUUGUUUAGCAUUGUUUUAUUUCCAUGAAACGUGAUUUACGUUUCAUGUUUCUUUGAUGUGCGCCUAAGUGAAUAAAUUUUAUUUUUCUAGUAACAAUUUUUAGUUUUUUGCCCUUUUUUCUUAAAGAAAUCUUUGCUUCAAGAUUUAUAAUCACACAUUAUCUUUGUUGCAUUUAUAUUUAAGCUCCUCUAAUAAUUUUGUACAGCUAAUAAGAAUAACAGAAGACAGAGAAGAAUAAUCGUAGUAACUAACUUAAUUGAGGAGAGGGCACUUUAAUAAGAAGAAGAACAAUUUUGACGAAUUUUCUUCUCAAUCAGGGAUUUUUUCUCGGUUAUAUGAAAAUUAACCUAUAUAAAAUUAAAAAAUAUAUGAAUUAAAGAUACUGUGUUCAAAUUUAGCCAGUUGUGGAAUUUGGAAAUAUUGGAAAUAUCUGUGAGGUUUUAUUAGUUUAGUUAUCUGCAACCUCAUUGCUUGCGAUACCUUUAUGGCACCCACUUAAAAGUACUUUGUUGUUUUUUUUUUUGCCAGUUCGUUAAGAAACUUAUUGCAGACUCACUCCAGCUUUGUCUCAAUAUAAAGACAACAGUUGGUAACCUGAAGAAUAUUUAAAUUUGAAAUCGUCGCUAUCUCUUAUAAGAUAUUCAUAUCCUGGUCAACAGUAGGAAGCAAUAAAUUUAAAGGGUAUGAGUACGAAUUGAGCACAAAUUUAAACAACGUUAUAAUAUUGUAACGAAAGAAAUUUCGAUCCACUGCAAACAACAGUUGCAACUCGACCGACGAGAGAAUUCUUCCAAUUUUCUAGAAGCGACUGGUGAGGCGAAUGAAUACUCCAGAAAUUUCGAUCACCCGAGAGAUAAAUAGAGAUGGGCGAAGAUUCCAGAAGGAACCUGUAUAAGCGGGCUACUAUUUGGUUUUUUUGAAGUGACAAGAUACAUUGUGAACGUGUUAAAAUAAAUAGCCGUAUAUAAAUCCUAACCGUGAGUUUUAUUUAACGUUUAGUUUAUAAAACGCUACAGUUUCUUUAAUAAUUUGAGAAGUUUCAUCGAAAUUCUUUCUAGAAGUUUCUUCAAUUUUCGUUAUUACUGCUUCUUCUGCUGACUGAAAAUGGAAUGUAUCAGGGCCAUCUCCAUUCUUUUUGAGAACAUCCCUCGGUCGUGCUUGAAGGAUUUUCUAGGACCCGCUGCCAUCUUCAUUCCGUUCUUCUAGUUGUUCACGCAACUGUUUUACUGAAAGUUCUAGUAGAGACAUCUUUGGUGAGGUACACACGUACUUUUCAUAUGUUAUUUUAAAAUAUUUUUAAAUCUUUCCGAAUGCCGAACAAUUUAACGCUUCUUCUUAUUUUUAGCAUGAUCGAUCAUGCUAGUAGGCUACUGCCUGUUCAUUGCCAUCAAGUCUACCUCGGACGAUGAGCUCCAGCAUUCUCGCCAUCUUAUUAUUGGUCACCCUGUGGUCUUUUACCUACUGGGUCAUUCGUUUUUGCGCUUUUAACUAGUCUGCUGUCCUCCAUUCUCUUUAUAUGAUUGUUCCAAUAUCUUCGUCUCUGUCUGCCCCACCUUCCUAUGUCAUGUAUUUACUUCGUAUUCUGUCACGUAGAGUUUUGCCUUGUAUACUUUUUACUGUUCUUAUUUCAACUGUUCUCAUCAUUUGUAACGUUCUAGUUGUGUCUGGUCUUGUGUCUGCCGCAUAUGUUAUAAUAGGUCUUAUUGUUGUUUUAUAUAUUAUUUUGACUUUGCUUUCAGUAUUUAGAUAUUUGUUCUUCCAUACGAUUUAUUUCAGGAACCCCGACAUUCAAGCUGCUUUCAUUGUUUGUUCUCUGACCUCUUUUAAGAGAUUUCCUUAGCUUGUUAUUUCCGCUCCAAUAUAUUUGAAGUGAUUCACCUGUUCCAUAGUUUGGAGUCAAUUUCCAAUUUGCAUCUUAUCGGUUCUUUGGAAAUUAUUAGGCACUUAGUCUUAGACGAACAACAAAUUUUUCAAAGUUCAAAAGAUCACUUUUAAUUUAUAUUUAAAUUAAAUACCCCACACCUGACACCAACUGUAGCGUUUUAUUGAAUAAUUUAAUGAAACUAACGGUUCGGAUUUAUAUACGACUAUUUAUUUUAACAAGUUUAUAUCUGAAUGUAUCUUCUCGCUAAAGAAAAACUAAAUAUUAGUCCGCUUAUAUAAAUAAGUUCCUUCUGAAAUGUUCGCCCAUCUCUAUUUAUCUCUCGGCUGACCGAAAUUUCUAGAAUCCUCUCGUCGAUAGAGUUGCAACCGGUAUUUGCAGUCGGUCAAAAAGUACUCUUUAGUUACAAUAUUUAAAUUAAAUAACAAAUAUCUGAUCGUUUGAUUCUGUAAAUGUUUGUUUAAGUUAGAGUUGGACGCACUCCCAAACUAUUUCUGGCAUUGGAUCAUUUGCACAAUCCUUUGGCUAUGUCAUGUGGUAGCACGUAGUUUGUUGUAAUCGUAGAACUACACGAGAAGCUUUCUAUAAUUCGCGCUAAGAAUUAUUGAACAUUACUUAAGGUAGCCUCUUCUUAAUAAUAAGAAAGAGAUUACGCAAAUGAGCCUAUUUUAGGAAGGUAUUAUGUAUAAUAAGUUCUUUACUCCUUCUAUACAAUAUUUCACCAAGUCAUUAUCAUGUAUUUAUUUAAAAAUAUCAUAUUUCACUGCACACUGGUCGUUAGUAAGGAUAGAGAAAACAGUAGUCAUAACAAGAACAAAAAAUAUUCAUUAAAUAAUUUAUUUAUGUUAAAAAUUAUUUUAAUAUUACAUGGACGCAACUCAUUUUGGGCGUUAUCAACUAUAUGAGCAGCCACUACAUAAAUAUGGGAUCACUUGUAUAGAGCGUCAUAAAGAAUUGGCCAAAUUUUAACUAUUUUCUUCUUCUUCUUUAGGUGCCGUGUCCGUAUUCAGAUGUUGGCCGUCAUCAUGUUUACAAUUUCCUGAAACCUUCCCUUAUCGGCUGCUGCGCGAAAUAAUUCUACUGUGGAAUUACAUCAUUUCUAAUAUUACGCAACCAUGAAAGUUUCUUUCGACCAAUCCAUCUCUUUCCACGAUAUCUUUAGGAUCCGUCGAUAGCACCACAAAUGCUUCUAAUUUAGCAUUGUGGUUUUUAACCUCCAUAACGUCCACUGAUAUAGAAUCGGAUCACAAUCCGGUGGUUGCUGUAGUAAAUAUAAGAUUGAAGAAACUACAGAAAAAUGCAGCUAUACAAAAGAUAGACAUUAAGCAACUGAAAGACGCAACUAUACUGGAAAGGGCAAGAGAACAGGUAAACAACAAUCUUAGAAACCUCGCUGCAAAAAAUAGGAACACAGACAAUGUAGAGGACAAAUGGAUGGAGAUAUAAAAGGCCCUUAUGACAGCUGGUGAAGGCUCCUUAGCUCCAAGCAAAAUUAAGAAAAAGGAAUGGAUGACAAACGAAAUUUUGUACCUCAUGGAGGAAAGGCGAAGAAAUAAAACCAACAAGACAAAAUACAAAGAAGUGAACCGUGAGGUUAAGAGAAAAAUUAGAGAAGUGGGUUCUGGAAAACUGCAAGGAAAUAGAAGAAUAUGAAAGAAAGUACGAUAGCUUUAACAUGCAUAAAAAAUCAAGGAAAUAACAGGUAAAAAAGUGAAACAAGCAUCCAUCGUAAAAGACAAAAAAGGUAAAAUAAUUACAGAUUUAAAUGAAAAACUGGCAAGAUGGACAGAAUACAUUGAAGAACUUUUUGCAGAUGAAAGACCAGAAAUAGCAUUGGCAGAACCUACAGACGACAAAACAGGGCCUGAAAUCCUAAAAAGCGAGAUAGAAUAUGCUAUAAGCAACACUAAAGGGGGUAAAGCUGCAGUACCAGAUGAAAUUCCUGUAGAAUUGUUGAAACUUAUAGACGACGACACACUUGAAAUAAUGGUGAACCUCUUUAACACCAUUUAUAGAAAUGGCUCUUCUCUACUUUUGUCACAAUCCCGAAGACGAAUAACGCCAGAGAGUGUUCAGACCACAGAACUAUAGCAUUGAUGAGCCAUAUACUAAAAGUAUUUUUAAAAAUAAUACACAAAAGAAUAUCUAAUAAACUAGAAGAGGACAUAAAAGUCACACAGUUUGGAUUCAGAAGUGGACUGGGAACACGGGAAGCUUUGUUUGGUCUGAGUGUGUUAAUGCAAAGAUGUUUGGAUGUAACCAAGACCUCUACAUAGGUUUCAUAAUUUUGAGAAGGCCUUCGAUAAAGUCAGACACCAAAAGCUGUAUGAAAUUCUAAGAAGCAAAAACAUCGACAGUCGCGACAUUCAUGUCAUAUCCAGGUUGUACUGAGGACAAAAGCAAAAAUCAAGGUUGAUAAUGAGUUAACCGAAGAAAUUGAGAUUCGUCAAGGUGUGCGUCAGGGUUGUGUGCUUUCUCCACUACUAUUCAAUAUAUAUAUAUAUAUAUAUAUAUAUAUAUAUAUAUAUA